AUGACGCAAGCGGUCACGUCGCAAGUGGUGAUUCUGGACUACGGGUCGCAAUACACGCAGCUCAUCACGCGGAGAGUGAGAGAGGUGGAAGUGUAUUCCAUUUUACUCCCCGGGGAUGCGACUUUUAAACGCGUGUUCGAGGAGAACAAACCAACCGCGAUUAUUUUAAGCGGCGGGCCAAACUCGGUGCACGUGAAAGGCGCACCCUCUGUGCCGGAUGGCUUUUGGGAGGAGUGCGAGAAGAGGCAGAUUCCAGUUUUAGGGAUUUGUUACGGGAUGCAACUGAUCGUGCACUGCUUGGGAGGGAAAGUGGAAGGGUUAGGGAAAGGUGAGUUUGGGCGGAUGCCGGUGGUGGAUAUUCCGACGCACACGAAACUGUUCGGCGAAGAUAUUGAGCCGCAAAACGUCUGGAUGUCGCACGGGGACGAGGCGACGGUGUUGCCGGACGGAUUUAAAUGCAUCGGUAAGAGCGAGCAAGGAUGCGUGGUUGCAAUUGAACACGAGACGAAGAAUUUGUUCGGUUUGCAGUAUCACCCAGAGGUGACGCACUCCGAGAAAGGGAUGCGAACGUUGAAACAUUUCUUGUUUAACAUUGCAAAGUGCGAACGAAGUUGGUCCAUGGCGAACGUUUUGGAAGAGCAGAUUCAAAUCGUGAAAGAAAAAGUUGGCGAGACUAAUCACGUGAUUUGCGCGUUGAGUGGUGGGGUGGACUCGUGCGUCGCGGCGACGUUGGUGCACAGAGCGAUUGGCGAUCGAUUGCAUUGCUGCUUCGUCGAUAACGGGUUGUUGAGGUAUAAAGAAGCCGAACGGGUGAUGGUGAUGUUCAAAAACGAGCUGCACUUGCCGGUGGAUUGCGUGGAUAUCACGGAGAAAAUGUUGAGCGAGUUGAAAGGAGUGUCCGAUCCGGAAAGGAAGAGAAAAAUUAUCGGGAAAGAGUUCAUAGAGUGCUUCAAGGAAUACAAGAAAACGGUGGAGAAGAAAACCGGCGUCGUGCCGAAAUUUUUGGUCCAAGGGACGUUAUACCCGGACGUGAUCGAAUCCUGUCCGCCACCCGGGUCGGAUCAAAAACAUUCGCACACGAUUAAAUCGCACCACAACGUCGGAGGUUUACCGAAAGAACUCGGCUUCGAGUUGAUUGAACCGUUGAGAGUGUUGUUUAAAGAUGAAGUGAGACGUUUAGGAAAAAUCAUGGACGUGCCGAGAAAUUUCGUGGCGAGACACCCGUUCCCGGGCCCUGGAUUGGCGGUUAGAAUCUUAGGCGACGUUACAGAGAACAACGCGUUGGAAACGUUGAGAUUAGUAGACGAGAUUUACAUCAACGCCAUCAAAGAGUUUGGUUUAUACGACGAGAUUUGGCAAGCCUUCGCGGUGCACUUGCCGAUUAAAUCCGUCGGCGUCCAAGGCGAUCAAAGAUCGCACAGUCACGUUGUCGGUCUGAGAGCGAUCACGAGUAACGACGGUAUGACUGCAGAUUGGUACCCGUUCGAACCGAAGUUUUUGCAAGAAGUUUCGAAUCGAAUCACAAAUCAAGUCAGAGCAGUGAAUCGGGUGGUGUACGACAUCACGAGCAAACCGCCGAGUACCAUCGAGUGGGAGUAA
Messenger RNA from Bathycoccus prasinos, 1599 nucleotides. Its product is annotated as GMP synthase. Gene Ontology annotation, molecular function: GMP synthase (glutamine-hydrolyzing) activity; ATP binding; GMP synthase activity. The transcript has a single exon. Gene Ontology annotation, biological process: GMP biosynthetic process. The coding region runs from base 1 to 1599 and encodes 532 amino acids. Lineage: Eukaryota; Viridiplantae; Chlorophyta; Mamiellophyceae; Mamiellales; Bathycoccaceae. Gene Ontology annotation, cellular component: cytosol. The record is from RefSeq and is a predicted model, not a curated record.